UGGGAGGACCGUCGCCACUCACAGACAGACGCGCUGCCGGUGACAGAGGAGACGCAGCUUCUGCGGGAUCGCCCUCGUUAUUCACUCACCUCUUUCAAACAUUCCUCCACUUCAACGUGACAUGUUGUUGGAAGUAUCGAAGCCGCUCUUUCUCUUCUUCUUCCUCCUGCUGGAGCCGGGUUCUUCAGGCCAGAAUCAGAUGUGUGACAUGGUGGAUGAAAUCGAAAAGGACAGAAACCUGUGCGAGGCCCACAUUGAGAACAGGACAUCAGGCUGCAGCGGAACAUGGGACAAGAUCGCCUGCUGGCCCAGUGCAGACGUGGGAGAGGUGGUCACGAUCCCCUGCCCCAAGUAUCUCUUCUACUUCUCCGGCGACGUCUCCACACGUAACCUGUCCAAGACUUGCAGCGGGGGGGGCUGGACGCCGAUCAGCAUGGACUCCUACAUCAGUGACUGUGGCUACGAUCCCAACAGCACCAUGGAUGAAAACACGGGAAUCUUCUUUGCUGCUGUCAAAGUGGGCUACACCAUCGGCCACAGCGUGUCCAUCAUAUCUCUGACGGCAGCCAUUAUCAUCUUGUGCGUUUUCCGAAAGCUUCACUGCACUCGGAACUUCAUCCACAUGCAUCUGUUCCUGUCCUUCAUCCUGAAAGCCGUGACAGUUUUCAUCAAGGAUGUGGUUCUGUACGGAGUCGGGGAAGCAGGAAACGAUUGUCAGUCGACUGUGGGCUGCAAGGUUGUGAUCGUCAUCUUCCAGUACGGGAUAAUGGCCAGUUUCUUCUGGCUGCUGGUGGAAGGCCUGUAUCUCCACGCUCUGCUGGCCGUCUCCUUCUUCUCCGAGAGGAAGUAUUUCUGGUGGUACAUCCUGAUUGGCUGGGGGGCUCCAGCCAUCUUCAUCUCGGCCUGGGUGAUAACCAAAGUUUAUUUAAACGAUCCUGGCUGCUGGGAGAUCAUCGACGGUAAAGCGUGGUGGAUCAUCAAAAUACCCAUCUUAUUCACCAUUCUGGUCAACUUUUUCCUUUUCAUAUGCAUCAUUCGCAUUUUGAGACAGAAGAUGAACUGUCCUGACAUCGGAAGGAAAGAAUCCAACCAGUACUCGAGACUUGCUAAGUCCACGCUGCUGUUGAUACCCCUGUUUGGUAUCAACUACCUGGUCUUUGUCUUUCAGCCGGACCACAUCGACUCUCGUGUCCGGAUGGUCUUCGACCUCAUUCUGGGUUCUUUUCAGGGUUUUGUUGUCGCCGUUUUGUACUGUUUUCUGAAUGGAGAGGUACAAGCGGAGAUUAAGCGUAAGUGGCGCAGAUGGAUGCUGCUGCGCUUCCUGGGGUCGGACACUAAGUACCAGCACCCGUCCAUCGCCAGUAAUGGCAACAACUUCAGCACCCAGAUCACCAUGUUUACCAAGUGCAGCCCGGCCACACGCCGGGCAUCCGCCUGCCAGGAUCACCUCUCCGCCAUCUGAAGGGAACGUGGCUGUCUGCGAUCGCAGUCUCUGACCUUUGUUCGUGAAGCUUUGUCUGUUGUGAUUCCAUCCAUUCCUGUCACCUCUGAACCUCCAAAAUCACAAACAAACAGCAGCUUCUGCUGAGGUGUUGCUGCGCCCCCGGUGGAGCUGCUGAACACUGCGGCAAAGUGAAGGACGUCGGAGAAGACGGCGAGUCUGAAGAAUCAUGUUUAGUAAACGGGAGUGUUGCACAACUGACCCGGGCACUUACCCUAAUGGCCCGGGUUGCUGAGGGGACCGGCACCAGUGGCUGGCAACAGGAUCCUACAACAUGCAUGGAGAUGUGGCAGAUGCAGAUCUUUCAGAGUUGGCUCUGAGAUCACUGAGAGUAACAGUACAAGUCUUCUUUGUGAAAUAAUCUCACAGAUUGUGUUGUGUUUCCAGAGGCUGUCAUGCCACAAAUCUGACAAAUUGUGAUGAGAUGUGUUACAUCCACUUGACCUGGGAAGACAGUUGUUAGAGUUCGGAAAUGUGUCUAUUAAUUGUAAAUCUUUGUGUUUUAAGCACUCAUUCAUCUUAACAGAGAUGCUGCUCCAAUCUGUUCCGCUCUUGAGUCUAGUUUAAUAUUCGUGCUAAACAUGGACAGAACAAUUUGCACUGCACGUGAGACACGCCAGCGGGUGUCACUUGAAGCUCAUGCAAGAGGACUGAGAGUCAGUGGUGAGAUUCAUCUGUCAGAAGAGUGGCGAGUUUUUAACUCUCUAUGUUUGCUUCAUUUCA
Synchiropus splendidus (mandarinfish) is the source of this 2224-nucleotide messenger RNA. Its product is annotated as vasoactive intestinal polypeptide receptor-like. The record is from RefSeq and is a predicted model, not a curated record. Gene Ontology annotation, biological process: adenylate cyclase-modulating G protein-coupled receptor signaling pathway; cell surface receptor signaling pathway. Gene Ontology annotation, cellular component: plasma membrane. The transcript has 13 exons. Gene Ontology annotation, molecular function: peptide hormone binding; vasoactive intestinal polypeptide receptor activity; G protein-coupled peptide receptor activity. Lineage: Eukaryota; Metazoa; Chordata; Actinopteri; Syngnathiformes; Callionymidae. The coding region runs from base 122 to 1462 and encodes 446 amino acids.